This is a messenger RNA of Diospyros lotus (date-plum), 1055 nucleotides long. RefSeq names its product probable pterin-4-alpha-carbinolamine dehydratase, chloroplastic. Gene Ontology annotation, molecular function: 4-alpha-hydroxytetrahydrobiopterin dehydratase activity. The record is from RefSeq and is a predicted model, not a curated record. The transcript has 3 exons. Gene Ontology annotation, biological process: tetrahydrobiopterin biosynthetic process. NCBI's taxonomy places the organism in Eukaryota, Viridiplantae, Streptophyta, Magnoliopsida, Ericales, Ebenaceae. Bases 105 to 773 code for a protein of 222 amino acids. Gene Ontology annotation, cellular component: plastid.
CAGGCCGGACCAGCCUGGUUUAACUCGCUUAGAAUUCCCGAUUCCGACCAUCGCUAACUCGAUAACAGCCACAAGUCCCAUCUCUCUCUCUCUCUCUCUCGCUAAUGGCGGUUCCUAGCCAUCUCUGCUUCUCUUUCUCUCACCCUUCGUUCCUUUCUUCAUCUCAAACUACUAACCUUUGCAGUCCGUACAAGCUCUCACAAUUGUCAGCGCUUCUUCCGGCCGCUCCUCCUCAUCAAAGACAGACGACGCCCCGCAAAAUUCGGGCCGCCGGCGGGGACUUUCUGGGCGAUUUCGGGGCGCGAGACCCAUUUCCGGCAGAGUUGGAAAGUGGGUUUGCCGAGAAAGUGUUGGGCAGCGUCGACACUGAGCACCGGAUUCUCAUCCCCAAUAUCUCCGCUCUGUCUCUUGCCCAGCAAAAGUGUUCUCCAGUUUCUCCUUUGCAGCCUCCCAUGCAGCCAGAGGACGCUCAAAAGCUGUUAAAGAAGGUUGUCGGCUGGCGACUGUUGGAUGAAGAAGGGGGACUUAAAUUGCAAUGUUUGUGGAAGCUAAGAGAUUUUAAAUGCGGUGUUGAACUCAUCAAUAGAAUAUUCAAGGUCGUAGAAGGUGCUGAUCACUUCCCAAACCUACAUUUGGAGCAACCUAACCAAGUGAGAGCCGAAUUGUGGAGUGCAUCCAUUGGAGGAUUGAGCAUGAAUGAUUUCAUUGUAGCUGCCAAAAUAGAUGAAAUAAAGACCUCCGAUCUUGCUCCCAAGAAAAGAAUUUGGGCAUAGUAGCUGUGUGCGCUUAUGGGGACCAUCCAGUUGCUGUAAUUGAUGGAUUCUCUGCUCUUGAUCCUCAUUCUUCCUCUACCCUUCCAUUCAUUAAUCAUUUGUUGUCCUGCUGUAUUGAUAUCCAUUUUGCCUUGAAAAAGAAUCUGGCCAUAAAAUGGGUCAUUGUCUGAUCUUCUUGAAGACAGAUCUGUAUGUUCCUUAGGUCAUCAUCAUCUUCACCCAGAAAGAACUGAAUUUCAAGCUGGUUACUGAGCUAUAGUUUACUGAAUCUCAUGCUACCUC